Messenger RNA from Coccomyxa subellipsoidea C-169, 2528 nucleotides. Its product is annotated as glutamate 5-kinase. Bases 1 to 1950 code for a protein of 649 amino acids. Lineage: Eukaryota; Viridiplantae; Chlorophyta; Trebouxiophyceae; Coccomyxaceae. The record is from RefSeq and is a predicted model, not a curated record. Gene Ontology annotation, cellular component: cytosol; cytoplasm. Gene Ontology annotation, molecular function: ATP binding; RNA binding; glutamate 5-kinase activity. The transcript has 12 exons.
AUGAAGGACCGCAGUGGUUCGACUGCGCUGACAAUUGUGAUCAAAGUGGGCACCUCUAGCCUGGUGCGCCCGGAGCAGAACACCCUCAACCUCAGCAAUCUCGCACGCCUUUGCGAGGUGGUACGCGACCUGCAUGCAGACGGCCACAAAGUGGUCAUCGUCAGCAGCGGUGCUGUGGGGGUGGGCGCACAGCGCCUGGGCCUCUCUGCCCGCCCCAAGGAGCUGUCGCAGAAGCAGGCUCUCGCCGCCGUGGGCCAAGUCCACCUCAUGCGCUUCUAUGAUGACUUCUUCUCUGCGCUGGGCCUGGUGCUGCUGUCGCUGGGCAACCUGGCCAACCGGGGGCAGUAUCUGAACGCCAGCAACACCUUCACGGAGCUCUUCAACUAUGGCACUGUGCCCGUUGUCAAUGAGAAUGACACAGUGGCUGUUGAGGAACUGCGAAUUGGCGACAAUGACACACUCUCUGCCCAGGUUGCAACGCUGGUGCGGGCGGACUGGCUGUUCCUCCUGACAGACGUGCCCAGCCUGUUCACGGCCAAUCCAUCCACAGACCCCUCCGCGAAACCCAUCCAUGAAGUGCAUGACAUCGCCGCCCUACAGGUGGACACGAGCGUACCAGGGACACAAUGGGGCACAGGGGGAAUGGCGACUAAGCUGACGGCGGCGCGGCUGGCCACUGCGGCUGGCUGCCACAUGGUCAUCUGCCAGGGGUCGCUCCCCGAGCACAUCCCUGCCAUCCUGCGCGGCGAAAAGUCCGGCACCGUCUUCUACCCACACCUCCAAGCCCUCAAGGGCCGCAAGCGCUGGAUACUGAGCGUGCCGGUGAAGGGCGCGGUGCGGCUGGACGCCGGUGCGGUGCGGGCGGUGUGCGAGCGCUCCAAGUCCCUGUUCUCGGCCGGCAUCGUGGCCGUAGCGGGCGACUUCAACGCGCAGGACGCCGUGCAGCUGUGCGACGCCGACGGCCGCGAGCUCGGCCGCGGCCUCUGCAACUACUCCGCCGCUGAGGUUGAUCAAAUCAAGGGCAAGUCGUCCAAGGAAUUUGUCAGCGAGCUGGGCUAUCUGGGAGAGGAGGAGAUUGUGCACAGGGACAACAUCUGCCUGCUGUCCCAGCGCCGCUUCCAGGCCAACUUCUCGGAGGCCACCCUGCCAGAGCAAGGGGGAGCGGAGGAGGAGGAACAAGAGGAUGAUGAGGAAGGAAGCGAGGAGGCGGACCUUCAGGAGAGGCAGGCCUCCAUAGACAAUUCUACAGGCAUCGCGGCAGCCGACGCCGAGGGCAGCAGGGCCAGCAUCAACGACAGCUUUGGGCGGGACCCCGAGCAGGAGGAGGGCAGCAGCCACUUCAGCUUCAUACCCCGGCCGCUGCCCCUGCACGGCAGGCCAGGAUCCGACGAUCUUGGCGCCAGGCUAGCCAUCCUGCGGGACAGGGAGCGCAAGGCUGACGGUGGCAGCGGUGCGCUGUGGUCUGGCGAGAGUGCUUCUGUGCCGAGCCGCGUGCAUGUGCUGCCAAGGAUUGAUGACAACGUCGUCUUUGACGCUGGGCCAUUCAGCCCUGGAAAACUGAUCCCAGGGAGUUGGCAGGGCAACAGCACACUGGGAGGCGAGGGGGAUGUGCUGCAGCGGCUGAGGGAACUGCAGGAGCGUGACGCCAAGGCGGCAGGGCCGGGGGAUGAAGAGUUCCAGGAUUGGAAGGCGCAGCUUUCCAAAGCUGCUGCCCUGGAGCGUGACGGUGAACCAGCCGGUGUGAACAUUCCCUUCAGCAACAGGCGGGAUAGCAGCAGCAGCGCAGGGAGCCUGGCCAUGAGUGGAUCGUGGAGGCCCUCGAUGGGGCGAGACAUCCCCGUCAAGGUUGUCCGGGGCCGCCAGCACGGAUCCAGCAAUGCCCUCAACCUGAUGCAUGCGCUCAGUCCAGCCUCAUGCGACAUAAGUGAUGGCGGCUGGCUGCCCAGAUGAGCUUCUGAGCACUAUGGCUCCCAGCAUGUUUGGCAGGGAGUUGGGUGCAGGGCAAGAGGUGCAUGCCAUUCCUCAAUAUGCCUUGAAGCAGUAUGCUUGUCUUAGAAGGCAAACAAAAAAAAGGGCGCCUUGAACGAUUCCUUGCUCAGAUCAUUGCUUUGUUUUCCUGAAGUACAAGAUUCAUUCGUGCUGUUGAGGCCCAUCUUAUUGAGCGUGAUUGUGUUCUGUGCGAGACUGUAGAAUAAUCAGAGGGUCCUGUGCUUAUCCUGGUAAUAGUACUUCACGUUCAGGAUCGGAUUUUGAGGUAGGUCUUCUGGAUGGGCAAGCUUGAAAUGUAGGACACGUUCAUUACAGAAAAUUGUUGCAGUCUUAGCAUCGUCAAUUGCGCUUGAACAAGCUGCGGAAAACUUGUCCGCUUUCCUGCAAUGUGUGAAUCUCCCGCUCGGUAGGAACACCCUGCAUGCAGACUGUGACUUAGUGGGAGAGGGAUAAGCUUCUCUUUAGCUUUGUGUAUUUACAUGCAGGCUUUGAGCGUCAGAGUGUCAGAAUUGCUGUCAAAUGAUUUGUAACGCAACCAG